GAUCUGCUGCUGCUGCUGCUGUUGUUUUGGUAGUGUCAAUAUUUUCGAGUUUUGCGCGAGUGAGAGAGAGCCGAGAUUUUUUCGAAGCUUUCGGCUGACGCGUUCUUGUGCGCGAUUAGUGUGAAGGCGAGGAUUUGAGAUCGUUUAGUGUGUGUUAUUUUAUAUAGGACAGGAUAAAGAGGUGUUUGUUAAAUUUUAGGUUUUUUUUUUUGUUUUGUAUUGGAUCGGAGACUAGACUAUUUUUAGAACACACGCGCAAUAGUAAGUUUCUUAUUCGCUUCAGCUAACAGAGGGAGAAUUUUCUUGCUUUCAACUGUGAUUUAUGUUAGAUUUCGAAUCGCAAGAUUGAAUAUCGCUUUUAGAUUGAAGCAGACUUUUGUUUUAAUAUUCGCAUAAAAAUUAGAUAAAGAAGAAAUUAGACGAAACGAAAUUGGGUGAAAUAUAAGUUCGAACAAAUUCAAAUCUGUGGGAUAAUUGGGUACUGUAAUACCGAUCGAGAAAAAUGCACUCGUUAUCCACAGUCGGUAUUGUCGGUAAUAUUGAAUUAACAACUUGUAAAAGUAGUAUCAAAAUCUAGAUGAUACGUAAACAUCAGUGACACACUGGAGUUUAACAAUAUAUGGAACGACGGAAUAUCCCACGCUGCCUCAACUUACACGGCAUAUAAAUACUCUAUUCAAUGUAAACUAUCUAACCUUGCAUAUGUUAAAUUUCUAUAGACUAUAAAUGAGAUUUCUAUAAUGGCAUAAACACUCGCAAAUGGUGUUUCUCUACAAACCUUAUAUUAUUCAAAUAUAUUCAUAGAUCAGUUGGAUUAUCAGUAAAAAAUAUUAUUAUUUAAAAAAUAUCCCAAAUGAAUUCAAUAGAAAAUAAUUAAAUAAUAAUAAUACAUCCCCUAAUCCAUUCAAUAUAAUUAACUUAGGCAAAACCCAUGUGCGGACUCGAUCCCGUUUGGCAUCUGUCCGGUGCAGCUGGCAUAGGUGCAGCCGACGCAAAAUACGCUCGGCUCUAUUCUUACCUCUCUGGCUCCCUCCCUCUCUAUCUCCUUAUACUUCCUUUCUGAUGGAAGUGCACCAAACACCCGUGGCUGCCCACUCUGGCUCUCCCUCUCUCCGGAUGCACAUGCGUUGACGCUGCAUAAAUCCGGUCGGAGGUGGCGCUGCCUCUACUGCGCCCUUUCCCUGAUGUAAACAUUGUUGUUGUCGUUGUUGUACGAUAAUAUCUAAUCAACUAUAUUACCUGCAACGAUAAAAAAAGCUCCCUCUAAAUUUUACGAAAAAAAAAAGGCACGCGAUGCGCAAGAAGAAAGAAAAGUCACAUUUCGAAGCUAUAGCUAUGAACGCGACGCAGCCGGCCGCGCAAGUCCGAUGCAUCACCGCGUACACUCCAUUGGGUGAAUCGGCAUCAGCGCGCGACCCAUUCAUGCUCUCUCUCUCUCUCUCUCUCUCUCUCUCGCGGCGCUCGAGAAAUCGUAACAGCAGCUGCUCUCUCAGUGCGUGAAUUGACCGCCACUGCAGCAGUUCAGCAGUAGUCGCCUUCCCUUCCCCCCGCACACACACACACACACACACAAAUCCUCUUUCUCUCGUAUACAGAUCCUGUUGCGUGUUUAUUCACAUCAGUAGCAGCGCCGUAAAACACGCGUCAUUGUGUUCGCGAGGGCGGGGGCGUCACACGUAUAUACCAGGCCGCCCAUCAGCUCAGUGUUCUCUCGGCUAUCAGGCCGUUCGCGCGCGCGCGCGCCUAUCCGUGAUAUACUUAUGUGAAAUAUUAUCGUAUACACAUCGCGCUGCAGUCGCGAGGAGUCCGAGGUGGCGGCCGACGACCGACUAUAUAUACUAAUAUUAUAUAGCAUCUACACGACGUUGUUGGGGAGUGAGGAGGACGGAGAUAUAUAGCGUAAACGUUGGCCGAUUUGAUUAUUCGACUGAUACCGCUGCAGCGAGAUAUUAUAUUGGCCGGCUCUCGCGCUUGGAUAUGGCUUCCUUAUCUCUGCCCCGAGUGCUCCAACAAAGAAAGACCAGUCUCGAUUUGGAGAGAGAACAUCACGUACAGCUUUGCAGAUAGUGCAUGUCACCAAAAAUAACCCCUUGAUGAGGCAUCCUAGAUUAUUGGGGUGAGAGGAGCGUAUAGACAAGCGAAUGAGAAAGAAGACAUUGUUAUGUGCUCUAAUCUUCUGAUUAUCAUUUGCUCUGCUGUUCUUAUUUUAUCGUAACCUUUGUUGACGUAUUGCACAACUAACAUGUCUGUUUUACCAUUUGACGAGAAGCACAUUCAUCAAUUGAGUACUAGCAUUGCAAAGGCAGUAAAUCCAUCCGAGACACGUGUCAAAGAGAAACAUGUGCGCAUUGCAAUCAUUGGUACGUUCAAAGAGAAAGGAGCCAAUAUUUUUUGGACCUAUGUCUUGCGUCAACAAUUGCAAGAGAACCGAAUCGUAGCAUGGAAAUUUUGUCAUGUCUUGCACAAAAUCUUGCGCGAGGGUCACCCUCGCGUCAUUCACGAUUCGCAACGACACAGGGGAAAGUUGGAAGAUAUAGGAAAACUUUGGCAGCAUUUGCGAGAUGAAUAUGGUCGCUUAAUACAUUUGUACAUACGUCUCUUGAUAACUAAACUAGAUUUUCAUAAGCGUAAUCCUCGCAUGCCAGGAAACCUUCAAGUUACUACAGAAGAACUUGAAGCAAUUGGGGAAAAUGAUAUAAAUGUUUACUUCCAAAUGACUGUUGAAAUGUUUGACUACAUGGAUGAUAUUCUUAAUCUACAACAAGCUGUUUUUGGAUCUUUGGAUUUAUCACGCUCUAAUUCUAUGACACCAUGUGGCCAGUGUCGUCUUGCUCCAUUGAUUCCAUGUGUUCAAGACGCAUCUCAACUAUAUGAUUACUGUGUAAAAAUGCUUUUUAAAUUGCACAGUGCUCUUCCUGCCGACACCUUAGCCGGCCAUCGAGACCGUUUUCUUAAACAGUUCCGAGAUCUGAAGAGCUUUUACAAUACAGUUAUGCACAUGCACUAUUUUAAGCACCUUAUUACAAUACCAACAUUGCCAGAGAACCCACCCAACUUUUUGAUACAAUCUGAAUUAGGAACAUACGUAACACCAGUAGUAGUAUUACCACCUGAAGAACCUCUUGAUGCUGAGGGAUCCUUAAUUGAUACAUCUGAUACCAAUUCAUUACCAGGUGAUCAACAGGACUCAACACAUAAUGGAUCUAUUUCACCCGAUGCCUUAGCAGAAAGAGAUAGUCUGAUUGAGCAUUUCCAUCAAGAAAACGCAAGACAACGACAAGAAUUGCAACGUUUUAUGACUGAACACCAACAUGUUGUUGGAGACUUACGAAGCCGCAUUCUAGAACUGGAAUCAAUUCUUUCAGCUAAGGGAAAUGAAAUUCUUCAAGAGAAACAGACUGCCCAGGAUAUAUCUAAACAAAAAGAAGAAGUAUUUCUGCAGUUUACUGCAGCUCAAGAAAAAGGUAAAGUUAUAGAAGACAAAUUCCAAAAGUUGAAAGAAGUAUAUUCAAAAUUAAGAGAGGAGCAUAUUAAUUUGAUUAGAAAAAAAGCCGAAGUUGAUAAACAAUUAGGAAGUAUGAAAUUAAAACUAGAUCAAUCUGAAAGACGAACACAAGAAGCCGAACAGCGACUUCAGGAGCAAGUGCAAGGUCAAGCCACUGUUGAGCAGGAAGCUCAGCGCGUUGUUCAAGCUCGAGCCGAUUUAGAUGAAGUUAGAAAGGAAUUCGAUGCAGCAAAAACUGAAAACUUGAGUCUUCUGGCCAAAAUAGAUUUCAUUUCGUCCGAAAAAGCUGCUGUUGAGGGAGAAUUGCACGACUUGACCUCUCAGAAAGAAGAACUAGAAUUGAAAAUCACAAACUUGCAAGCUGAAGCAGAGCGUUCCCUCGCUCAAGUGAAAGCCGACUCAGAUACGGCCUUGUACGAUUUACUUUUGGUAUGUUUGUCGGAAGCGGAAGCAAUUUUGCAAAAUGCAAUGCACGUCGUUGAUAAUCCAGCCGUCUCGGCAGUCACUUGUACGCCCGAUUACCUUGGAAGUCUUCUCAAGCCUACAGAUGAAGCACUGAAUGACUUGAGCGCGGCAUACAGCAAUUACAUGACGGAUAACUCACAAAGAGGACAAUUAAUACGCAAUGCUAUUCAUACUGCGUAUACUCUUGCUAUAUACCUGAUGCAAGCUAAAUUCACUUCUAACACGUCUAAGGAUAUUAGUUUUGGAGACAGAUUAACGGAUGAAUGUAAACAAUUGGGAUCUCAAGGAUUAAUCAUGAUAAGUUACAUAAAAGAAAAAUCUCCAUCAACUACAGAACAAGUCCAAGUUGUCAGAAAACAAUUGGAAAAAAUUUCGAAUCUUGCUGACUCCUUGUCCAAAGCCUUGGGCAAUGUCGAAGUGAUCGGUGAUCUGGUUGAAAAUGAAUUGACGAGCAUGGAUAAAGCUAUCGAGGAAGCUGCUGCUAGAAUUCAAGAAAUGCUGGACAAAUCGCGCGCUGCUGAUUCAGGAGUGAAACUAGAAGUUAACGGCAAAAUUUUAGACUCUUGUACUGAAUUAAUGAUGGCCAUUAGAAAUUUGGUAAAAAAGUCCAGACUGUUGCAAAUGGAAAUCGUUGCGCAAGGCAAAGGAACUGCUUCUGCCACUGAAUUUUACAAACGCAAUCAUCAGUGGUCUGAAGGUUUGAUUUCAGCAGCUAAAGCUAUUGCUAUGGGAGCUAAUUUCCUUUUAGAAGCCUCGGACAAAGUUGUUUCUGGAAACGGCAAGUUCGAACAACUAGUAGUGGCUUCGCAGGGCAUAGCUGCUUCCACCGCUCAGUUAGUCGUUGCAAGUCGAGUAAAAGCUGACAGAAAUAGCAGUAAUCUAUCGGCACUUUCGGAAGCUUCUCGUUUGGUCACACAAGCCACCGGAGGUGUUGUAGCGACUGCUAAAAGUUGCAGUCAACUCGUCGAGGAUAACGAAGAUAUGGAUAUUUCUGGACUAAGCUUACACCAAGCUAAAAGAUUGGAAAUGGAAGCUCAAGUUCGUGUUUUGGAACUGGAACAAGCUUUAGAGACUGAACGGUUAAAAUUAUCAGCACUGCGUCGUUACCAUUAUCAAAUGGCUGGUGAAAACGACGGAUAAAGUAAGGUAAACUUUAAAAAGUGCGUUAUACAUUCAAUAUGAGCUAAAUGCAAAAAAUGAUUAACAAAGUGUAAAUAUUGGAAUUUUUUCCAACUAUAAUUGUAAAAUUUUUCUAUUGAUUUGAUGAAUUAAUUUCGAUACAAGCAAUUUAUUUGUUGCUCGCAUGUAUUUGAUUUCAUUUCUAUUUUAUAAAUUAUUUUUUAAGAGAUGAUUUUAUAUCAUGAACGAAGCUUAGAAGUUGAAAUUAUUUUAAAGUUAUUAAGUAUUGCAGAUCCUAAGCUUCUAUUGAUUUCUUUCUUUUAAUACAAAAAUGUGUUAAACUUGAAUAGAAUAUUUUUUUACACAUGAAAUUUAAUUAAAACUUUUAAAUGACAACAGUUAUGUAAUCAAUUGACAGUGUUGCAUAAAAAGGAAAAGAAGUGAAAUUAGAAGUCACCUACAUAAUCUGUAUUCCUUACAGAAUGAGUAUAUUUUUUGAAAGUACAGUCAGUGUAUUUUAUUAUUGAAUUGUAUGUUCUAUGAGUAUGUAAAAACAUAUCAAACAUACAUCUUCAACAAAAAUUAAUUCUCUUAGACAAACUGGUAUAGUUUGAUUUUAGGGAAAAAUUGCACAUCACUUUUUUCACGUUUGUUAUAAAAAAAUUUAUUAAAAUAAUGUUUGCCAACUUCAUCGGAUCAUUAACUAAAAAAAAUCCUUAUUUAGUGAUCAAACAUAAUUAUACAUUGUUAGAAAUAUAUUUUAUUAUAUCCUAGUAUAACGGUAUCGUUUAAAAUAAUUAAAAAUGAAAUGAAAUUUGUUUAAUUUUUACUUUAUCAGUUUUGAUUGUCCACUAAAUUAAAUACCUAACUAUUUCAUGCAUAUGCAUCUGUUUCACGAUAAAAGCAUUUCAAAUUGCAUGUAUUGUUAAAUUUUCCAGUAAUCGGAAACAACAUUAAAAUGUUACUACGAAAAUGUGAACUUCUGAUUUAUAAUAAUGUGUUAUAAAAGGAAGCUUAUUACCGAUAAAUUAUGAAUUGUAUAAAAAUAUUGAUAAUAACAUAAACAAUUAUAUUAUUUUAAUGCUCAGGUGCUUGCAUCACAUUGCAUGAUUAUAUAAUGUAAUGUAUAAUGAUUUAAUUGUGUUGACCAAAUAAUGCAACAUUUUCAAAGAAACGUGCCUUUCUAAGUUGAUUUACGUUUAAUCAUAAACGAAUCUAAUAUUGUAAGUAAGAAUUUGAUAAAAAAUAUUCACAAUGGUGCAGUUUGAUCGUCAUUAACUCGAUAAUCGAUAAUUUGUAUGAGCUUAAAAGAACAGAAUGUAUAAUAAAAAAAAAUUUGAUACCAUUGUCAAUCUUGAUUGAGUAAAUACUUAGGUAGUAUUAAAUAACAUUGCACCAAAUCUAUACUUGAGUUAGUUGUAAACCAAUUAAAUUAGAACUGAAAUUAAUAAAAUAACCAUUGUAAUUAAAACAACGAAUAAGUUACGAUCCUGUAUCCAAUGUUCAUUGUGUAAAAUAAGUUUCAUAACUUC
Messenger RNA from Nasonia vitripennis (jewel wasp), 6621 nucleotides. RefSeq names its product huntingtin-interacting protein 1 (gene Hip1). Gene Ontology annotation, biological process: endocytosis; clathrin coat assembly; actin filament organization. Gene Ontology annotation, cellular component: clathrin-coated vesicle; actin cortical patch. The record is from RefSeq and is a predicted model, not a curated record. The coding region runs from base 2243 to 5110 and encodes 955 amino acids. The transcript is spliced from 17 exons. Gene Ontology annotation, molecular function: clathrin light chain binding; phosphatidylinositol-3,5-bisphosphate binding; phosphatidylinositol-3,4-bisphosphate binding. NCBI's taxonomy places the organism in Eukaryota, Metazoa, Arthropoda, Insecta, Hymenoptera, Pteromalidae.